This is a messenger RNA of Ceratina calcarata, 1660 nucleotides long. RefSeq lists its product as uncharacterized. The coding region runs from base 923 to 1543 and encodes 206 amino acids. The record is from RefSeq and is a predicted model, not a curated record. NCBI's taxonomy places the organism in Eukaryota, Metazoa, Arthropoda, Insecta, Hymenoptera, Apidae. The transcript has a single exon.
GCUAGUACGUGAAACGUUAGGCAAAACAGUACGUUGUAAUUGUAUUCGAUUUAAAAUUGUUGAAUAAUUUUUGUGCGACUGUUACGAUUUUUAAGAUCGUGUGAAAGAAUUCAACAAUCAGUAGCAAAGGAAAAAAGCGAGAAGGAGCCGUGUCGACGCUAUUGAUCGUUAUUAGGCUUUUAUUAGACGGAAGUAUUGUCGAUAGCUCCCCGCAGAAGGGUACAUCUUCACGGGGGGUCGUGUUAACUUAAGUGAAAAUAACACCAUGAGGUCUGACAGGGGCUGACCACCUCCUUUGCUUUAAUUCUCCACGACCAUCGGUCAGCGAGUCUGAUCCCGUUGCUCGGUGCUGCAGGGUGUUUUCACAUUUUCUUCAGUUUCGUUCCACGAUUAUGGACAUUUGUGAAUGAAAAUUACACAAUUUACAUAAAAAUAAAUGAAACGCGUGUGACUGUUCUGGAUUUUGUACAACACAUGAUUAAAUAUUUUUGAGAUAAUAUUUUUAUACAAUACACAGUGAAUGAAAAUUUAUUGAUGAAAUUCUGUGAGAGUUGGCAUAUUCAAUGCCGAAACUUGUUCGAAAAUUAUCAAGCAAUCGCUGCCGGAAUGCAGAACAAGGUCUACAAAUUCUAAGUUCCGAGGUUUGAUAACGGGCUGAUCGAAGGAAGUCAAAUGGCAGACCGGACGUUGGUACAUUGUAUGGAUAAUAGCAUCCUGCAGAUAACAACGAGUUCCGUAAUGCGUAAAUAUCGUACAGAAUAUGGACCAAUGACUCUCGCUAGAUCUUUUUUUAUUGACAUUUGACAAAGUAUGGUGAAGACUUUAUAAAGUGCACUUUUAAAGCGUUUUAUAUUCGAUAAUCAACAAUUACAUAUAUACAACUUUUGAUUACUCACGUAAUAAGGAAUUAAAUAAAAUUAAAAUGGAGGCUCGUGAAAAAUCAACCGAAUGGGCCCUGCUAUUCCCAUUGAAAGCAGGCCUCUUCGCCAUGAAGUCUUCCUUGUCGUCGAAAAGUGUGAACCGCGAAAAAGAGCGAAUAGCCAGGAAGAAUCAGUUAUUAAAACCACGAAUUCGUCGUGGAUCCUCUUUAUCGGACCUUGACAAACUUCAGAACAAGCAAAUGUUACCGGACGUGGUUAGAUCCACAGAAAAGUGUUCAGAAUCGCUGCCACACUCACCCGCGUUAUCGAGAACAAACCUACAAUUGGGAAAUCUGUACGUGAGGGGUAGCAUAGGCGAUUUGAUGAACAUGAAGAAGUACGGUGGUUCCACGUGGAGCGUCAGAAGCGAAAGCUUGAUCACGAAAGCAGUCCCACUGAGCACGGUUACACCGAGACACAGUCCACCGAUCGAAAAAAGCAUCGAGGAUCUCGAGGAUCCCGAGGACGAGAUCCAGGAGGAUUUCUGUAUUCCGGGAAAACCGUUGACAUGUGUCCAAAGAACGAAGCGGCUCAGCAAACUCAUCAAGAAACACAGACGUGUGAUGGUCUUUAGCCCAACGUCCCUCAAGCGAGAUAUCGUAAGUUUGAAACGAACGCACUAAAACAUAGCAAAAUAUUAAAGUUUCUAAAGAAGUACUUAGGUGUGAAUGUUUUGGAAAUGUCAAUACAUAGAAUAGACCAGAGCUGGGGAACCUUUUUACCAUUAGAGGCAACAUUUA